Marasmius oreades (fairy-ring Marasmius) is the source of this 681-nucleotide messenger RNA. RefSeq lists its product as uncharacterized. Lineage: Eukaryota; Fungi; Basidiomycota; Agaricomycetes; Agaricales; Marasmiaceae. The transcript is spliced from 4 exons. The record is from RefSeq and is a predicted model, not a curated record. The coding region runs from base 1 to 681 and encodes 226 amino acids.
AUGUUUGCUCGACUCGCUGUUCAGCUCAUAACCGUCGCUGUCCUCGCUAUCUGCUCGACUGCGUCUCCUUUGGCUUCAAAGCCUGCCUCUGCACUCGGUGAGGGGAAUUUCCUUGGCAUUGCUCGAGAUCCUACCCAUUCAGAAACUCAUGUUCCUUUCCUCACAGCUGCUCGAACUGACCACUCCUUCGAUGGUUUCAAUGGUAUCUCCUCUCUAGACAACUUUGACAAUUUCUACGGCGUGGGCAACUUCCACCAUGCUGUCUUCGACCAGGUCGUUGUCCAUGACCAAGAGGUUGUCUGCCACACUGAGGCUGUAGAGAUCAUACAGCAACGUCUUGUCGUGCUUCAGGAGAUGGCUAAGAGGAUUAUCACAGAACAAAUUUGCGAAGUCGAGACUCAGACAGUUGUCUUCUCCCAAUUCCAUGCUUCACUUGGUACAUUCUACGACGACCUCAGGCGUCACUCAAGCCAUCAAGUCGGAUUCGACGACAAGGUCGUCGGCAAGUUCCCUGAUCUUGUUCAAUCUGACGGAUCUCUUUCCACAAACGAUCUCGGUUUCACUGGCUCAGAUGUUGGAAGCAACACUGUCGUACCCACCGGCAAUAACUGGGACGACACUACUUCCCCUGAUUCCGUUGAUUCAGCAUAUUUUGCAGCUCAGAGCGCACAGUUUCAAUGA